CUGGUGUGCUUUGAAGGACGGCGUUCAAGAAGACCAGUUUUCUUUGAAGUCUCCUUUUGCGCAAGUGAAGCAGAUGUUAUUUACACUUUUUUUAGAUAUGCACGAGCACUAGGUGCUAUGUAUCUGCGACUUACAUUUACUUCUGUGGAGAUUUACAAGUAUUUGGAACCGUUGUUCAAUGACUACAGAAAACUCCGAUAUAUGAACAAGCUAGGAAGAUUCGAGUUGGUUUACAUGGAUGAGUUCAUUGAUAAUCUUCUGCGGGAAGAACGAUAUUGUGACAUUCAACUUCCUCGCUUACAGAAGCGGCAAGCACUAGAAGAAGCUGGUGAACUAGAGCCGUACAGAAGUAUCCUCGAUGAAGACUUAGACGCUUUGAGCGCAUCUGACAGUGAGGAUGAAAGAGAAAGGAAAGCGAAGAAGAAGGAGAAACCACGUUUGAUAUCGAGAAGACGAAGCCGCAGUAGAGAUCGUUCACGAGAGCGCGAGAGAAUUAGAGAAAAGCCGAAGGAACGUGAACGCGAACGCGAGCGCGAGGUAGAGAAAAGGAGAGAACGGUCCAGGGAACGUGAUAGGGAUCGUGACAGAGAUAGAGAUCGUCAUGAAAGAGAUCGUCAUGAUAAAGACCGAGACCGCCGUAGGGAGAGGUCACGAGAUCGUGAUCGUGACCGUGACAGAGAUCGGGACAGAAGAGAUCGUGAUCGUCCACGUCGUGAUGAACGAGAUCGCGAUGAUAGAGAUCACCAUAGAAGCAGGAAAGGUGGCAGGGACGAUGAUGAACGAGAAAUCGAAGAAGCAAAUGCCCUUAGGGCGAAGCUUGGGCUCAAUCCACUUGAACGAUAA
Cooperia oncophora is the source of this 843-nucleotide messenger RNA. Lineage: Eukaryota; Metazoa; Nematoda; Chromadorea; Rhabditida; Trichostrongylidae. The record is from the annotation of a GenBank genome assembly.